This is a messenger RNA of Colletotrichum phormii, 2201 nucleotides long. RefSeq lists its product as uncharacterized. The record is from RefSeq and is a predicted model, not a curated record. NCBI's taxonomy places the organism in Eukaryota, Fungi, Ascomycota, Sordariomycetes, Glomerellales, Glomerellaceae. The coding region runs from base 248 to 2038 and encodes 596 amino acids. The transcript has a single exon.
GAGAUGACAUAAACAUGUAGAAGUGGGGUCACAGUCGAAAAUAAUCUGGACCAAUUGAAAUCCCUGCGCAACACAAAGGGUUUUCGAGGGGAUCGGCAAAAUCCUCUAGCAAAGGAGCUUACUUUUUUUUUUUAGUCUGUCAAGCUCUCCCGCUGCCAUUCAUUCUUUUUGACGGGCAACGACGCUCCAUCAGCAUCAAAAGUCUGCUCCUUUACUCCUCCCUCUCCCUACGGUACGGUAAUAUCUAAUGAUGCUCCCGAGUGCUGCUCCGACUGCUUCUGAUCCCGCUGGGCCUUCCAACACCAGCAGCGCCUACACGAGGUUGCACAUCGCUCCUUUCGACCAGGACCUUUUGAAAGUCGUUAUCCCGGCUGCAAUCCUGCCAAACGCCCGGAACAUUUCCUUCCACACAAUCGAAACCUUCCCCGAAAAGCGCUACGGCUUCGUCGACGUCCCCGAGGCCGACGCUGACAAGAUCAAGAAGAGGUUGAACGGCGCUGUGCUGAAGGGCUCCAAGAUGCGCAUCGAUAAGGCCCGCCCCGCCGAGGACUACAUGCCCGUGGCCGAGAGUGAAGAGACGGGCAAGAAGCGAAAGAAGUCGUCCAAGGAAAAGGAGGAGAGAAAAAGGCAGAAGCGCGACGAGAAUGUUCUCGAGGGCGUCGAGCUUCGCGAUCGCAAGGUCAAGCGGGGUUGGACCGUUCCCGAGGAGGCCAAGAUAAGGGAGAAGAAGAGCAAAAAGGAAAAGGGAGAGAAGAAGGACAAGAAGGACAAGACAAAGAAGCGGGAGGAGCGCUCAAAGUACACCGACAGGGAGGAGUGUCUGCUCAAGACGAAGCUGCCUUCCAAGCAGCUCCCGGCGGCUGCCGACCCCGAGGAUGAAGGCGAUCGCAAGAAACGCAGGAAGAAGGCCAAGGAGGUGGUCAUCCACGAGUUUGAGAAGACGACAAAGUUCCCUACGUUCCUCAAGGCCGCCAAGCCUGCGCCGACCGAGAACCUCACCACCGAGUUUGUCGAAGGGAAAGGAUGGGUUGACACCCAAGGGAACGUAAUCGAAUCGGCCAAGACUAGAAGAACGGCCACGGCACCCGUCCCCGAAUCCAAGGCACCCAAGCCACCGAAAAAGACCAAGGCUCCCACGCCGCCGCCUGUGGACGACGAUACUACGAGCAGCAGCGGCAGCUCGUCCGACGAUGAUACUUCUUCGGACGAGAACUCAGAUGAGGAGGCAGAGCCGGCCAAGGUCACGGAAAAGGUCAAGGCCACGGCAAGUGUCAAGGCGGCACCGGUGACACCUGCAAAGCAAACGCCAAAGGCACAGGCUGCAGAUGAUGAAGACACUAGCAGCGAUUCAUCAUCAUCGUCCGAUGACGAUAGCUCUGAUUCCGAUGAGGAAGUAGUAGUCGAAACUACAAAGACUUCUGUCCCUGCCAACUUCGACAGUCCGCUGUCCGCAAUCAAAGCCGCCGAUGCAUCGCGGCCCAGAUCCGCCGCUUCCAACGCCAGUCUCACUAUCAAGAUACCGCCAUCGACUCCGGCUCAAGUCCACCCCUUGGAGGCUCUCUACAAGCGGCCUAAGCAAGACGGCAACGAAGCUGCCGAGCCCGCCAAAGAAGCCGAGCCCUUCAGCUUCUUCGGGGGUGGCGGUGACGAUAUCGAGGAAGACCAAGACGUCGCAGCGACCAGCCAAAUGCCCAUGACCCCAUUCACCGCACAAGACGUCGAGUGGCGCAACGUUAGAAGCGCUGCACCCACGCCUGACACAGCGCACCCGAACCACACGAAGCCGUUCUGGGCCAUUGGCCACGAAGGCGACGAGGAAGAGGAGGAUGACGAAGAGACCCGGGAGGAAAUCGAGGCGACGUUAAACGCGGAGCGGAACGCCGACCCGGAGGGCAACAGCGGCCCCGGAGGCGACUUCCAGAAGUGGUUCUGGGAGAACCGCAGAGACCUCAACCAGUCGUGGAUGAAGCGCCGGAAAUCGGCUGCCAAGGAGAGGCGGCAUCGCGACAACAAGUCGCGCGCUUCCAAGGCUGUAUAGAGAGCAUUAUUGGGAGGGCAAAUACACUGCGCAGCAUCUAUAGAAUCACAACGUCUUGAUCUUUCCUUCACUGGCCGCCACUUACAGCUGAUAUGUCCAUCAUUCGUUAACUGGGAACCGGGCGCGGAUAGGUCAACCCAGACAAAUAAAACAACGGCCAUCC